GGCGCAGUCCCGCCUCUCACUCCCCGGAGAGGCCGCCCGACGCCUGGCCGCGUUGACUCGUUGGGGCUCGGCAGGCAGAAGGGGCAGAGCUCCGCGCUUCCAGGUCCUGCUCCUUCACGCGUCCGCGUCGAUUCACACGACCUCUCCCUCCCUGCCUGCCUUUCCUUUCCGCGCCAGGAGCUGACCCAGAGCGCGCGGGGCUGGAGCGCAGCCGCCCUGCCGGGGGGGCCAAGCCAGACAGCGGUAGGUGCUGCGCAGGUAAAAUAAAGAGGCUUGACAACUAAGCCAGAAGGUGGAUUAUUUCUAAAAGAAACCAUGCGUCCACAUCUGUAGAAAUGGUUUGCGGCUCAGUCAAGCUGGAGCUAACCAAAUGAAGCUAUGGGCUGUGCAUCAGCCAAGCAUGUUUCUGCUGUUCAAAAUGAAGAGGAAGCUCAGAAGGGGAAAAACUACCAGAACGGAGAUGUAUUUGGUGAUGAGUAUAGGAUCAAACCUGUGGAAGAGGUCAAAUACAUGAAGAACGGGGGAGAAGAUGAUCAGAAAAUAGCUGCCAGAAAUCAGGAAAACUUGGAAAAAAGUGCCAGUUCACACGUAAGGCUUAAGCCUAAUAAAGAGCUUCCAGGAUUAGUACAUCAACCUAGGGCAAACAUGCACAUCUCUGAAAGCCAACAGGAAUUUUUCAGAAUGCUGGAUGAGAAAAUCGAAAAGGGUCGCGAUUACUGUUCAGAAGAAGAGGAUAUCACAUAGUGCCAAUUCUGCCGAUCAGAACAGGAUGCUACUGCUGUGUAUAUAGAUUACAGUCCAGUCAAGAUCUUUUUUGGAAGUCUUCUCAAGUGAACAGCACUACAUAACAAACAAACAAAAUCAUUUCCACAUUGUAUGCUCCAUUCAGUUACAGUGUUUCUUAAUGACCAUACAAUGAACAUUGAUAAAGGAAAAGAACACCUUGUAUGGAACUGCCUUUGCUGCUGCUAGUUGGAAUUUGUUGCAGAUUUCCCAGGUUCCUCUGGUCCCAGAAACACAGCAAACCUUUGACGUACAAUCUAAGAGAGACACUGUAGAUUUCUCUUCGGCUGUCAGCCUGUUUUCUAUUGGCCACAGUAGUGGUUAACACGGAUCCUUCCAUAACUGAGCAACUCAACCUUCCAAUUCACCCUGUUCGUCACCCCCACCGGCGGGGCUGUGGAGUCCUUGUUAUUACUGACACUAUAGAGCUUUGGAGAUGGGAUGCUUUUGCCAUGACAGACGUCGUUUCUGUGCUAGGAAGAAGUUAUCAGUUAAAGCAUGUUGUCACACAAAUACUGGAUAUGGUGUUGCAGGAGCAGAAAUCUGUAUUUUUUGAAGAAAAAAAUGGUUUCUUUUACUAGAUAUUUCAGUCAAGGAAUAAGCUUGCAGUAUUUGCUUUGCUGAACGCAUUUGGAAGUUGUGAUAGCAAUCAGUUUGAAUCCCUCAGUUUUUUUUUUCUAAGAAAUAAACAUUUUACUGUUUUUAGGUAUUCUUGUCUGAAACCCAUUCAUGCAGUCCAGUGUUUUAAGGAAAAUUGGGUAACAAAAGGGGAGGAAAACCAAAGCACCCUUUUGGAAUUAUAAUUGGGAGAGGAUGUUAUUUUAAAGCCCCUGUGUGCCAAUUGGGGAUGUCUGUAGAGUUUAUUUUUCCAUAUUAUAAUAAGAUGAUACUCUCUCUUCUCAAAGGCAGAUGUAAUAUUUUUAACAAAUAUUGUCAUGAGUAAAACAAUCCUAAGGUUUAAAAGAA
Molecule: messenger RNA, 1749 nt
Organism: Sphaerodactylus townsendi
Lineage: Eukaryota; Metazoa; Chordata; Lepidosauria; Squamata; Sphaerodactylidae
Gene: CUNH1orf21
Product: chromosome unknown C1orf21 homolog
Exons: 6
Coding region: 379-744 (121 amino acids)
Source: RefSeq, a predicted model, not a curated record